Molecule: messenger RNA, 3436 nt
Organism: Nicotiana tabacum (common tobacco)
Lineage: Eukaryota; Viridiplantae; Streptophyta; Magnoliopsida; Solanales; Solanaceae
Product: putative pentatricopeptide repeat-containing protein At5g06400, mitochondrial
Molecular function (GO): protein binding
Source: RefSeq, a predicted model, not a curated record
UAUUUUACCUUUAAAAACACAGAAAGAGACCACCAUGUGACGCAAGUCACAACUAUGGUUCAAGAAAAAAGAGCCUCUAUAUUUAAAAAAAAUCACCACAACAAUAUCCCUGGAGCUACUACUAUGAAGCAAUGUUUCAAACGAGAAUGAUUUUGAAGUACAUACGCAAACAAAGGUCCCUAAUUUGUGGAAACAAACUGUUGAAUCUUGAUUCCUCAAGAUUUAAGACUUCCUCUGCUUCAAUUUCCACCAAGUCAUCUAAGCAUCAGAAAUCCAAGAAAACUGAAAACCCCAGUUUGAAAAACCAGAUUGAACCCCAGAAUUUCAGUUCACUCUUCAAUGAGAUCAGAGAGAUUUUAGGAAUAGAGACUGUAGUAACUGCAGAUGAAAACCCAUAUGGGCCUGAAAUACUAGUCGUGGAUUCAUCAUCUUACACGGGAAGUGUUUGUGAAAAUGCCAAGCCUAGUACAGAGCUGGAAAUGAGAAAUUUACCUAAAGAUACUCGGAUAGAAAGUUUGGUGAAAAGGGAUGUUAGUCCCAUUGUUCACAAGAUUACAGAGAUUGUGAGGAGUGAAAAUGAUGUGAUUUCAAUGGAGGAACAACUGGAAAAAGCAGGUUUUGAGUAUAAUGAGGAGGUUGUUGACAAGGUUUUGAAGAGGUGUUUCAAAGUUCCUCAUUUAGCUUUGAGGUUUUUCAAUUGGGUGAAAUCAAGAAAAGGAUUUAGUCAUACUACAGCGACUUAUAACACAAUGAUUUACAUGGCCGCAGAAACUAAGAAGUUUCGCUUGGUUGACGAAUUGGUGGAGGAAAUGGGGAGGAGUUCUUGUCAGAAGAAUCUUAAGACGUGGAGUAUUCUGCUCUCCCAUUUUGGGAAUGCAAAGUUGAUUGGCAAAGCAUUGUUCACGUUUGAACAGUUGAAGAAAUUUGGUUAUGAGCCUGAUUUAAGGGCUUAUAAGACCUUGUUGAGUUCGCUUUGUAAUGCUGGAAAAGCAGACAUUGCUUUGGAGUACUACAAUGAGAUGAUCAACAAAGGCUUGAUGUUGGAUGCAGCUAUGUCUGGACAGCUGCUCAAAUGCUUGGCUAACUCUGGAAAUAUUGCUGCAGUUCACAAAGUUGGCGACGACAUGAUAUGGGUUUUUAGUAUUUCAGAAAACCAUGUGUAUGGCCUUAUGCUGAAGAGUUUCUGCAUUGCAGGGAGGAUUACAGAAGCUUUGGAAUUGAUUCGUGAUUUAAAGAAUAAAAAUGUGAAGCUUGAUUCUGAAUUUUUUGUGACAUUGGUGAAAGGACUGUGUAGGGCUGAGAGGAUCAGUGAUGCAUUGGAGAUUGUUGAAAUUGUAGAGAAAAGAAAUGGUGCUGAUGAGAAGCUUUAUGCAGUGCUUAUAAGUGCAUAUUUGAGGAAAAAUGAAAUUUCAAAGGCACUUAAUCUAUUCCAGAGCAUGAAAGAUUCAGGAAGUUUGCCCACAGUAUCUACCUAUACUAAUCUGAUGCAGCACCUUUUCAGGGUUAAUGAGUUUCAGGAAGCGUUGAACCUCUAUAGCGAGAUGACAGAGAUAGGAGUUGAAUUGGAUUCUGUUGCAGCAACUGCGGUAAUUGCAGGUUAUAUCAGCCAAAACUGCAUUUCUGAAGCAUGGAAAGUGUUUGAGAAUAUGAAGGAUAAAGGAAUUGACUUUAGCCGGAAAUCAUACACCAUUUUUAUCAAGGAACUUUCCAAAGUGUCAAGGACGAAUGAUAUUUUCAAGGUUCUGAAUGAAAUGAAGGCCUCCAAGAUGGUUAUUGGGAACAAUAUCCUCCAGCAUGUUAUUUCAUAUCUGGAGAGAAAAGGAGAUAUGAAGAACAUCAACAGAAUCAAGCUGCUACAGGGUGUUUCUAAAGUUCACCAAGAAAAUGAAACACCCGAAUUGGAUGUGAGCAGUCAGCAAGGUCGAAAUUUGGAAUUAAAAUCAGAAAACCUAGAACGGGUGUCCUCAGCUCUUGACAUGCCAGAGGCAGCUUCAAAAUCCUGUAGCGAAUGUGAUAUACAUGAGAUUUGCCAAAUUUUGUUAUCAUCAACAGAUUGGUGCUUAAUACAUGAACAAUUGAAAAAAUACAACAUACAUUUCACCCCAGAAAUUGUUGUGGAAGUUUUGCGUAAUUUCAGGCUGCAAGGUUGUGUGGCAUUGCAAUUUUUUUCUUGGGUUGCGAAGCAAACUAAUUAUAGGCAUACAACGGAAUUCUACAAUAUGGCCAUUAAAAUAGCAGGACAGGGCAAGGACUUCAAUCAGAUGAGAAAUCUAUUUUCUGAUAUGAGGAGAAACGGUUGCUUAGUAACAGCUCAUACCUGGACAAUCAUGAUAAUGCAGUAUGGCCGAUCCGGACUCACAGAUAUUGCUGUUCGUACCUUUAAAGAAAUGAAAGAUAGCGGUUGUAAACCCACAGAAAGUACAUACAAAGCUUUGAUCCCAUCUCUUUGUCAGAAAAAAGGUAGGAGAAUUGAUGAAGCAGUAAAAAUAUUCCAGGAGAUGAUUCAAGUUGGAUGCACUCCUGAUAAAGAACUAAUUGAAGCUUAUCUCGGUUGUUUAUGUGAGCUUGGUAAAUUAAGGGAUGCCAGAAGCUGUACUGAAUCUUUACAAAAACUCGGUUUCAGUAACCCUUUAACUUAUUCAUUGUACAUUAGGGCACUUUGUCGAGCAAGGAGGCUGGAAGAGGCUUUAGCAUUGGUUAACGAAGUUGAUGACGAGCAGCAUGUCUUGAAUCAGUAUGUUUAUGGAAGUUUAGUUCAUGGAUUACUACAAAAAGGGCAGUUAGAAGAGGCAUUGGCUAGAAUAGAAUCUAUGAAGCAGGUCGGUAUUCAUCCUACUGUUCAUGUAUAUACUUCCUUGAUUGUUUACUUCUUUAAGGAGAAACAGAUAGGAAAGGCUCUUGAAAUUUUUGAGGAAAUGAAAGAUUUAGGCUGCCAACCAACAAUUGUUACGUAUUCAGCGUUAAUACGAGGGUACAUGAACAUGGGAAAGGUUUCUAAUGCUUGGAGUGUGUUUCAUCAGAUGAAAAAGAAUGGACCAUCUCCUGAUUUCAAGGCAUACUCCAUGUUCAUCUCUUGUCUAUGUAGAGUUGGUAAGUCUGAAGAAGCUCUCCAACUUAUCUCUGGAAUGCUGGAUACUGGGAUUGUUCCUAGUACAGUUAAUUUUAGAACCGUCUUCUAUGGGCUCAACAGAGAAGGAAAACAAGAUUUGGCGAAUACUGUAUUACAGAUGAAGUCAGAUGUGAAAAAGAGAAGAAAGUUGCUACCUUGAUUUUCCAUUCCUAGUUGUAUGAUCAUUCUUGCUUAGCUCUCUUCUUUUUUUUUUUUUUUUUGUGUGUGUGUGUGUGUGUGUGUGUGUGUGUGUGUGUUUUUAACAACAACAACGAUAACUAUGCAUCAAUAUCAAGCUAUCAAUUCCAAGCUGGUUGAGAGCAGCUA